This is a messenger RNA of Trichoderma virens Gv29-8, 759 nucleotides long. RefSeq lists its product as uncharacterized. The record is from RefSeq and is a predicted model, not a curated record. The transcript has a single exon. The annotation marks the transcript as partial. NCBI's taxonomy places the organism in Eukaryota, Fungi, Ascomycota, Sordariomycetes, Hypocreales, Hypocreaceae.
AUGAUUUUAAAACAGUUAUUUUUAAUAUCCUACACACGAAAACAAAGGGAUUCUCAAGAAGACAACCGCAAACGAGCCGCUUAUGCUGCUGUUUCUCCAGAAUGGAAGUAUUACUUUGAGGCCAAGAGUUUCUUACAUCUUACCUUACAUCAGUCAGAUCUCCCAGACUUUGGCAAGAUCGUGCAACGUGAUAACCGUCAAAUAUUUGUGAAUUUCAUCUGCCUGCGCUUACAACUCCCCGAAUAUGACUGCAGUAAAUGCAGAGAACGAGAAUCGCCCGAGGAAGUCAGAGCGAAUCAAAGUCUCUUCACAAACGCAGUUUGGCAACUAUUCUCAAUAUUAUCUACUUGGAUGGAGCAGAGAAAAAUUGGAUUGGAGCUCAGUGUUCAUUCUCCAAGCGACGCACUACACUAUUGCCAGGAGCUCAAAGGCCGCAUCCGUGAUAACGUGACGGUUGUCCCUAGAUACAGGAAAUCCACCACAAAGAGAAAGAGUACUCACGGCUGGAGGCGAGGGAGACAAGUUCAUUUCCCCCCUGAAAAUGCUAAACUCAGAGUCUUUGGACAUCCUAACGGGCUAGGCUUCGAUCUGCAAACACCGCUGGCCCAGAAGUUACGAGCUCUCCCCAAGGUUAACGCAGUAAACUGGUUACUUAUUCGUCGGCAAUUCUAUCGCCAUUUCUCUAUACCAAAUGCCUUGGGGCCAAUGAUUAAAAGCCUAACUUGCCUUGAAACAUUUCAAUAUGAACCAUGGCAGGGA